Closterium sp. NIES-65 is the source of this 2400-nucleotide messenger RNA. Lineage: Eukaryota; Viridiplantae; Streptophyta; Zygnematophyceae; Desmidiales; Closteriaceae. The record is from the annotation of a GenBank genome assembly.
AUGCCGGCUUCCACAGCGGCUGCGGCGCUCGCGGCGGUGAGGGCGGCUCGGGAAUCUUCCGGCGGAGCCAGCGACGGCAAAGGCAACGAGUUCUGCUCAUCCGAGGUGAUUAUCAACGGGAAACGCGGCGGCGCCGGCCGUGGCGGGAGAAUCCGCGCCGUGGAUCUAUUCGCGAGGCAGGCAGUCGAGGAAUCGACGGCCACUAAGCACGACUCCGCAUCCGCAGGUUUCGUGGACCAAUCGACGGCCUCUACUGGUAGUAAAAGUAAGCUUACCACUAAAGCGGGUGCUAGAGGAAGCGUUAAAAGCGGGUCCCUUCGAGGGUCGUAUCGGGGUGGUGGCGCUGGCAGGUCGAAGCCCAAGUCCUUAAAGGAGUACGAGGCGCAGCUGCUACUGCUGGCGGAGCGCCUUCGGCUGGAUGAUAGCCCCGAGGACGAGCAGGCGGCGGCGGCCGCCGCGGCGCGGCUGCUGCUGGCGGCGGGGAGAAUGGGAGAUCCCGAGGCGAAGCUUCGACUUGCCGCUGCUGUGCUGGCCAGUCCCACUCCUGACGGUGUGUCCGUCGCGGAGACUGUGGCUGGGUCUGUGGGGGAUGAUGAGGAGAGGGAGGCGGUAGAGGAGGACGAGGAGGAAACGGAGGGAGGAGAUGAGGAAGAGGAGGGGGAAGAAGGGGAGGAUGAGGAGGAGGACAAGGAGAAGGAGAUGAAGGAGCCGAUCGGAGUCCCAAUAUUUGGCAACUUUGAGGAAGCAGAUGGGUUCUCGGCGGACUUCAAUCGAGUGAGGGCGAUACGCAACGGCACAGUAACUAUCACCCCACCUGCUAGCAGCCUCGGCAUCACAUCUGCAGCAGAGGGUACCUCUGUUGCUCAUGCUGCUGUGGCGGCGGAAGCGGCUCAGAGGGCGCAUCAGACGCAUCUGGUCAACGCUGCUGCUGCUCUUUCCCGUGCGUUCUCUUCUCUCACUGACCGGCACUCGCAUCAACAUCAGCAUCAGCACCACCGAACACUCGUUGCAUCGUCGUCAACUGAUGCAACUGCCAUUGCUGCUCCUGCUGCAACAGUCUCUCAUGCCUCCCUGACGGGCUCUUCUGCAAAUUCAGCCCACGAUCCUAUUCCCAACAUAGAAACCGCUCUAGCCUCCAUCAUUUCCACUCCUGAAAUUACCCAAAACGAAGCUACCAGCAAGGGGUGCGUUCUGCAUGCAAUCCCGAGCGAAGAGGAGUGUCCGAGCGAGGCAACGAUUGGCAGCAAGAGCAGCAACCCCUUAGAAGGCUCCUCUGAUUCUUCCCGCAACCUCAUUCCCAACAGCAGCAGCAGCAUUUCCAGUGCCGCUACUACCAGAACUAUCACCAGCGGGCCUCUGACCAUGAUCGUGGGGUGCAGAGCUGGGAAGGCCAGCGUAGGUGCGAGCAGCAUUCCCACUGGGGCUCCAGGGCAAGCUUCCAGCCUUGGGCGGUUGAACUGGCUUAGAAACUGGCGUGGAAAUAUGGGGAUCAAGCUCAAGAGCCGGGCCAGUGUGAUCAGCGUUGGUGUGAGUGCAAGGAACAGCAUUGGCGGGAAACCUGGCGUGGGUGCAAGGAGUGGCAGGGUUGCUCCGAGCGCGGUGGAAACGCGGAUUGCUGCUGAGGUGGAGGAGCUGGUUGCUGCUGCUCAGCUGGCGGUGGAAGCAGUUGAAGUGGUUGAGGCAGAGGCAGAGAAAGCUGGGGAGGAGGCCGGCGAGGUGGGAGAUAAGCAGGAAGGAGAGGCAGUUAAGGAGUCACAGGGCCGUGCAAGUGGAGAGGAAGACGGAAGUGAGGAGAAUCCGAAGCAGCUUCUGAGCUUGGAUGAUGAGUUGGUUGUAGCAGCAAGUGCAGAGAACGUUGAAGCAAGUGUUGCAGGUGCAGAAGCUGGGAGUCUGGAGGUUAACGGAGUGGGAGACAUAGCAGGCACAGCAGUAGCCUCAGCAGCAACAGCAGCACCAGCAGCAGAAGCUGAAGCAGAAGCAGAUGAAGUAGUGGAGCAUGUGAAAGAGGACACAAUGGCAGAUGCUGUGGCUGCCGCACAGGCAGCAGAGCUGAAGACAGACAACAAGAUAGGGAGAACCAGCACAGGGUCAGCACCAGGGUCCCCAGUAGCAACAUCUCCCCGCGGGAAGGUAGCUAUGGCAAGGGCUGCUGCACGGGCACUGCUAGCUGCAGCAGGAGCAGCACUGGUUGCAGGCUCAGCAACCAAAGAACGUGUGGGAAGACGAUGGGAGCAGCAGCGUCAUGCCAUAGGGCAUGCUGCAUAUGCUGUGCUGAGAAGGCGGCAGCCGGAGAACUCCAUUGCAAAGGCAGAAGAUCACGGCAAAAGGCUGGGAACAGGAGGUCUUGAGGAGUUGCGGCAGAACGACAAGGUUGUGGAUAGUGGGGCGAACUUUGUCUGA